Molecule: messenger RNA, 4064 nt
Organism: Rana temporaria (common frog)
Lineage: Eukaryota; Metazoa; Chordata; Amphibia; Anura; Ranidae
Product: NACHT, LRR and PYD domains-containing protein 3-like
Exons: 12
Coding region: 218-3259 (1013 amino acids)
Cellular component (GO): cytoplasm
Molecular function (GO): protein binding
Source: RefSeq, a predicted model, not a curated record
GUUGGGGAAGAAUUUCAUCAGCAAACGUCAGUACAGGAAAGACUUGUUCUCCUAUAGAAGGCCAAAGAGGCGUUUUCGUCUCAUUCUGAGAUUCCGGACUGAUCCAGGAAGCUGGAGGCCCCUGUGCCGUGUCUCCUAUAUAUUACAGGGCGGAGGUCUCCGGUAAUCAGAUCAUUCCAAGGUGAUGUAAGCUCUGGUUUUCUCCUGCCCGGGUGUCAUGGCGGCCUCGUCUUUACAAGGACAGAUGAAUUGGCAAACCCCCGGGGAUCUCAUCAUAUAUUCUCUGGAAGACCUGAAAGGAAGUGACUUCAAGAGAUUAAAGAAUAAAUUGUCUGAUUUCUCUUAUGGAGAUAAACCUCCCAUUCCCAGAGGAAAACUGGAAAAUGCAGAUUGUAUCACCACAAAGGAUCUCCUGAUAGACAGAUAUGGAGAGGAGGGAGCUCUGGAUGUCAUAAUUAAAGUCUUGACCCUGAUCAGUCUUCUGGGACCCGCAGAUGACCUCCAGAAAAGGAGAGCGGAAAUAGCUCAGUUGGGGACACUCAAGACCAGCGACAGAUUAACAGAGUGUAAAAUGGAAUACAUGGAGUCAAUGAAGGAGGAUUUUCAGCGGAUUAAAGAACAUAAUGCUCGUAGAGGGGAGACUGUUAGCUUACAAAGUACAUACACCAAUUUACAACUAAUAAAGGGACCCCAGAUCAUGGAAGAAAAGAUGCAUGACAUUUUUAAUUCAGGCAAAGGACAUCUACAAAACUUGAAGAAAAAAUCGAAUAAAUAUUCCCCAACGACAAUUAAGACACUGUUUGAUCCAGAUAAUGAUGAUUUCACCCCCAAGGUUGUGGUGCUACAAGGACCUGCUGGGAUUGGAAAAACUAUGACCUCCAGGAAGAUCAUGCUGGACUGGGCCUCCGGGAAUCUCUACAAAGACGAGUUUAACUUUGUGUUUCAUUUGAGCUGUAAAGAACUCAACACCAUCACUGGACCCAUAAGCCUUGUGGGACUUUUAUCCAGAACCUGCAAACUGCAGUUAAGUUCAGAUGACCUGGUGUCUAUUCUGAAGGAUCCUGAUAAUCACAGAAAACUUCUCUUCAUAGUUGAUGGUUUUGAUGAAUUGCAGUGGACCCUGGAAAAAAAAUCUAAGGUUUGCCAUGACAUUUUUGAAGAAACUCAUAAAGACUUACUUCUCCAGAGAUUGCUCAGGAAACAGAUUCUGAAACCGUCUUCUCUGAUCAUCACCACAAGGCCACUGGCCCUGGAGAAACUUUACGCAUUUGUUGAUAAAUCACGUGAUGUUGAAGUUCUGGGAUUUACAGAGGAAGAUUGUAAGGAAUAUUUCCACAACUUCUUUAAAAAUAAAAAUCAUGCAGACAAGGCUCUCAGUCUUGUAAAAGAAAAUGAUGUUCUGUAUCCAAUGUGUGCCGUCCCCAUUGUAUGCUGGAUUGUGUGCACUGUAUUGAAACCCCAAAUAAAACAAGACUUGGACUUAUUGCAGGCUAAAACAGCCACCUCUAUAUAUCUCCUGUAUCUGAAGGGUCUAAUAAAGCACCAUUGCAGGGACCAGCCAACAAACGCUUGCCUAAAGAAAUUGUGUGCUCUGGCUAAGGAGGGAAUUUUGAACCAGAAAAUCUUGUUUGAGAUGGAAGAUCUAAAUAGACAUGGACUUUCUCUGUCUGAGGUUGAGUCUGUAUUUCUGAAUGAGAACCUGUUUCACCUGGACAUCGACACCCAAACCUGCUACAGCUUCAGCCAUCUGAGUGUACAGGAGUUCCUUGCUGCUCUCUAUUAUGUGCUGGGUGAUGGUUCUGGAAAUGAGGACGGGACCACUGGAUUGGGAAAGGGAACUUCUAUCCCCGAGAUCUGUAAAGGAAAUUCACUCUCAACAAUGUGUAAAGAACAUCCACAUUUAGCAUUAGCUGUGCGAUUCUUGUUCGGGCUGCUCAAUGAAAAUGAAGUUAACAUGUUUUCUAAGAGUACAGGCAUUAAAAUUUCACUCCCAGACAGGCAAGCAAUGGAAGAAUGGCUUAUGGGAGAAUGUCUUUUGAAAGACUUAGAUACAGGAAACACCUUGGCAACCUAUUCUAUUGAAGCCAUUCUAUGUCUGUAUGAGACUCAGGACAAGGACAUCAUCAGGAGAAUCAUCUCCUAUUCUUCACAUUUAGAACUGCUAGGAGAAUUCGGGAGGUGUGCCUAUAAAAGAAAUAAUUGGUCUAAACAGCUGUGCUAUUGCUUGAUGACUUGUGAUAGUCUCCAGACUCUCUCUUUUAAACACCUUAGAUUGGAACCCAAACACCUGCAAAUGUUAUCUUCAUUAUUAAACGGAUGUCAACAGCUCAGUUUUAUGGAUGUGAAUUCCCCAUUGAAGUAUGAAACGCGCACCAUUCCAUUUUCAGAAAAAAAAAUCUUUUUAAUUCCUUAUGAAGUACCUAUUGAUCUUUCCUGGUUGGCUCACCCACAUAGUAAUAUCAGGGCAUUAAGAUUAAAACGCCUUUUGUUGGCUCCUCCUAUCUGUGAUGGCUCUCCUCAAAUCACAAACCCAUUUAUCAUCAAUCUGGAUUUAACUCCGCUUAAAUUGGAGGACUAUGGAAUUAAACUUCUGUGUGAGGUACUCAGAGAUCCAGGCUGUACCCUACAGGAACUUACCGCUGAUUUUUGUAAUUUGACUCGCUUGAGCUGUAAUGGCCUCCGAUCUGUCCUUAUUGCAAAUCGAUCUCUCACCAAACUGGAUUUAACAAGGAACAAUCUAGAGGACUCUGGAAUAAAACGUAUCUGUAAUGGACUCAAACAUCCAGACUGUACCCUGAAGGAACUGAGCGUUGAUCUGUGUAAUUUGACUCGCUUGAGCUGUAUUUACCUCCAAUCUGUCCUUAUUGCAAACCGAUCUCUCACCAAACUGGAUUUAUCAAGGAAUGAUCUAGGGGACUCUGGAAUAAAACAUAUCUUUGAAGGACUCAAACAUCCAGACUGUACCUUGAAGGAACUGAGAUUUGGUUUUUGUCAGACGACAAUACUAUGCUGUGAUGACCUCUGCUCAGCUAUCUCUACAAACCAAACUCUGAACAUACUGGAGACAAAAUUUCAAAUUAAUGAGGAGAUCUCAGAAUCCUAUCCAAGCUUUGAGUGUCUCCGACGUCUGGGCUGUACUGUGGAAAUAUUCAGUUACAGAAAGCUAUUUCCUGGUGAUGGUAAUCUUGAAGAUUUUUUAAAAAGAGCAGAUGUUGAAAUUAAAUACCGAAGACCAAGUUUACACAUGGGACCUUGUUGAUCCAUCUACAGAUAUGAAGGUAAUGCAAGAGUUUGAAGAUUGAAAUACACAAUUCUGACUCAAAAAAGACCAAGUGAGAGUUUACACCGAAUCUGUGCCAACCUGCCAUUCAGACGCAUUGGCUGGUGUUCAGUGACAAAUCCAGGGGACCCAAACCACCCCUUGCUGUGUGGACACGCAGAUAAAAACAUUUGGCCUUUCCAUGACCAAUUUACUGUACAAAUUUUUAUAUGGUAAAUUCACCUUCUUGACACUUUAUUGCUAGAAUGUCCGGCAUUUUCUAAACAGUCUUUUCCCUGGCUGGAUCAUAAAAUGGUUCUGCAUAUAAGGCCCAGACCUCUAGCUGGGUUAAGGUGGAGCCUAGUACCAUAUGUAUGCUAAACUUUAGGCGCAAUGAAAGACAGACACAAAGUAACAGUGUUAUAUUGUAUAUACUUGGUUUCAUUCAUCUGCAGAUCAAAGGGAUGAGCUUCAGUCUGCAUAUGAUGUCAGUUAAAGCAACCUGACAAGUAAAACAAAAAAGGAAAUACAAUUUGUCCCUAUUUAACCUAUUUUUAGCCCUUAGUUUGUCAUAAACAGACCCUAAUUUACUCUAUUAUUCUUUUGCAGAUUUUUUUGUCUAUCUCUAUUUUUCUAACAAAUAAUAUGUUGUUGUUUUAUUGUAAAACGAUGUACGGUAAAAAAAAAAGCCAUUUUUUUAAAUUUGUAAAUAACUUUGCAAUACUUUGUAUUAAAAUCAUAAUUAUCAUAACCAUCAUUUUAACUAGGACAAAUUAUAGAAUAAAAUGUAGACUUUUUUAUCUUC